Molecule: messenger RNA, 1845 nt
Organism: Macrosiphum euphorbiae (potato aphid)
Lineage: Eukaryota; Metazoa; Arthropoda; Insecta; Hemiptera; Aphididae
Source: the annotation of a GenBank genome assembly
AUGAAUAUCGUCCGAUCGUGUUUCGCCGCCAUCGUCGCGUUUCUCGUUGUCGCGGUCGGCUGGUCGGCCACCGACGCCGUGGUCUGCUGCAACAGUAGUUCAGUCGGAGUCGGAGACGGACUCGGAUUCGGAUUCGAAGUCACGAAUUGCCAGAACGAAAAUCGGACGUUCCACACGGUCGAGGCCAUUGGCGGAGGCACUUGCGAUGACCACCGGACGGCCGUGACAGUCCGGAAGUGCUGUCCGCCGGGCCGGCCGUACGAUCCGGAAGUGCGGUUCUGCGGACCAUCCGGGGCAGACGGUGGCGAGAACCUACGGCGGAUGAACCAGAGACUGUGGGGCAGAUUCCGGGUGGCUGCAGAUUCGAUGAUGGUGGGUUACUAUUUUAUGCCACCAACGUGCAACGACACGCAAGUGCUAGUCGACGUGCCCGCCGUGGAGGUGAGUAGGCUGAUGGAAGUAGAACCGUCGGCCGUCGAGUUGCCGCCGGACUACUGCUUCGACCUGACGCCAUCCGAUGAGCUGGUGGCCCGGACGUGCCGGCCACGUGACCAGUACUGCGGCAAGGGAAAUUACACGUGCGUCAACAAGUGCUGCAUGGCCGACCAUAUUAUGUAUAUCUACAAUGACGAUGGUUGGAAGUGCAAGCAGAGCAAGAAGCCGUUCACGAUGUCCGCCUAUGAAACAGACGCGGACGGCCGUCCUGUGGGCCGGUCGAACAGCACGGUAUUGCCGUACAAACUCAACCUCCAGUGUUCCCGGAAACGAAUGGUGAAGGACGUGUUCAUGUUGACAACGAAUGGCAGCCUUUACCUUACCGGCGACGGCCAACGCUUACCGGACACCCGGUACUGUGUGGAGUAUUACAACGAGGCGCGCCUGCAGGCGUUUGUGUGCGCCGAUGACGGUGAACUCCCGGCCAUAGCCAAGGACACACGUGGCAACUUGAACUGGCUGCUCUUCUCCAUUCGGUAUAGUAACAUAGCGUCUCCCGUGUUCCUGGCGCUCACGCUACUCGUGUACAACAUACUUCCCAGCCUCCGGAACACUCACAACUACUACAUCCAGUGUUACAUGGCCUGCAAUAUUGUGUCGUACUUAUGCCUAAUAGGCCUUAGGUGGACAAGGCAAAACAUAACUGACCAUUUGUGCGUUCUAUAUGGUUAUUUUACUUUAUAUGCAUUAAUGACAACAUAUUGCUGUUCAAACAUAAUAUGCUUCGAUAUUUACUGGAUGUUAAGGUACAACAUUUCAAUAAACAGAAAUACAUCAACAUCAGUACGUUCCAUUAUGUACAAUAUUUAUUGUUGGGGAUUUUCAAGUAUUUUCGUAUGUACUGUUUUUUUUUUUGAACAUUCAAAACACCAAACGCUACGGAAACUAGCACCAGGUAUUGGAGAACCUCUUUGCUGGUUUAAUGACUUCACUAGCUACGGAUAUUAUACUUUCUACCUGAUACCAGUGUCUGUUAUGCUGACUGCCAAUUUAAUUUUAUUCUUGCUAACUGCUUUUUAUUUUACAAGAAUUAAAUGUGAACUCAAAAAAUUCAAACAAAACGAUUCAAACACAGAAAGAUUUCUUGUUUACAAAGAAAAUUUUAUUAUGAGCAUCAAACUAUUUCUGAUAAUGGAAAUCCCAUUAUGUUUCUCGAUACUACCUGCUUUUUUCGGAGGCCAAGGGAUCAUAUGGGACAUUUUUGAUGUAGCUAGCAAUCUACAAGGAGUAUACGUAUUUAUUAUAUUUGUGGCAAAGCGCAAAGUCAUUAUGGAAUUACGGAAAAAAUUUAGAUGGAUCACAGUCAGUCGACAAACCGGACAAAUUAACACUAUAUCUGGGUCGUCAUAA